This is a messenger RNA of Guillardia theta CCMP2712, 1032 nucleotides long. RefSeq lists its product as hypothetical. The transcript has 5 exons. The record is from RefSeq and is a predicted model, not a curated record. NCBI's taxonomy places the organism in Eukaryota, Cryptophyceae, Pyrenomonadales, Geminigeraceae. The coding region runs from base 13 to 912 and encodes 299 amino acids.
ACUCAGCCAGCCAUGAACAAGGCUGUACUCUUCCUCGUCUUUUGUGCUGUCGUCCAUUCCUCCCUAGCAUUGGGAGAGGACGAUCACGACUACCACGAUCACAACACCCCUGGUGCUGAUCCUGGACCCGGACCUCGACCUGGACCGGGUCCUCGACCUGGACCUGGACCUCACCCAGGACCUGGGCCUCACCCUGGACCCGGACCCGAUCCCCACGACCCGAAGAUGGUUUGCAGCCAUGACUUCAUGCGGUUCUGCGCCUUCAGGGUGCCGGACAUGGAUAACUUCGAGCAGAUCAUCCAGUGCAUGCAGAGCCACUCGGCGGACUUGGUCCCCGAGUGCAGGGCAAUCGUGCAGAACAUCUCCGACGACAUUGCAGCGUUCCACACCGCCUGCGAUACCGACAUGCAGGCCAAGUGCCCCGACGCCAUCGGCCAGCCCAUGAAGACCCACGAGUGCAUCAUCGUCAACCUGGCCGACCUCUCGCACGGCUGCCUCGCAGAGAUCUCUACCAUCGCUCAGAAGAUGGAGAAGCACGCGGGCCCACACGGCCCUCCUCCCCGGGGAGUCAUGGAUGCCUACCCUGGCCUCUUCGGGCAGUUCCAGGCCGGUGGCGAGCCGCAUCAGGGCACGAUGUUCAUGAACAAUGACGAGGAUCGCCAAGGGAAGCACCAUGGAUUCAUCGGCAGUUUCAUGUUCGGAGCUGUCGUAAGCGCCCUGGUGGUUGGCAGCGUCCUCUUUGUCAAGAAGGUGAUGAAGAAGAGGCGCGGUUGCUGCCGCCAUGGCUGCAAACCAGCUCUCCAGCAUCCUCCCUUCCCCGGAGUCUGGAUGGAGGGACAUCAGCCUGUCGGUGCUCCGAUUCUUGCGCAGACUGCGGACAAGAAUGCCGACUCUUACCACCAGUUUGCUUAAGAGGAGUCUGAACGUCAUGUCGUGAAGAGGUUUUCUUGAAAUUUUGUGUUGCAACAAAGAAAGCUGUAAUUUAGUUAUCUCCUUGUUUUAUUCUUGCCAUUGAAAUAAGCUUUGUCCAUC